AUAAGGGAUUGGAGGAGAGGAGAAAGCACCUCUUUCUCUCUAUAUAUAUAUACUUGCAGUUGUACCACCAGGCACCAAACCAUAGCUCGCUUUUACCUCAGCUGUAUCAAAGGCAAUCCGUUUCCAGAAAAACAAUGAGAAAAAUAAUUUUGUGCGUUCUUGCUGUAAUGCUUUGGUCACAAGCUGUGGAUGCUCUGGAAUGUUAUUAUUGUCCCAAUGGAGGAAGGUGCUUUAGCACAACUACCUGCUCUGGUAAUCAAGACCGAUGUAUGACCAUAUUCUUUGCAGGAGUUGGAUUCCAGCCACCAAGAUAUGCCAAGAGGUGUGGCUCUCAGUAUGAGUGUCAACUUCUGAAUUCAGUACAGGGAGUUAGUGCCACUUGUUGUGGCUAUGACAGAUGCAACCGUUAGCGUUCACUUUAAACUGGAGACCUUCUCAAUGAUAUCAUUGGCCUCAACUGAUUGUACUGGAUGUGAAUUGUCUGAAAUUGAAGAGCGAUUUGGAAUGUGCUGCCCAGUAAUAUUCUCAUUCCGUCCUAUAUGAAUGGGAAAAUAAAUAAAACAUGGCAUCUUU
Molecule: messenger RNA, 573 nt
Organism: Pantherophis guttatus
Lineage: Eukaryota; Metazoa; Chordata; Lepidosauria; Squamata; Colubridae
Product: CD59B glycoprotein
Source: RefSeq, a predicted model, not a curated record